AUGUUCUACAAUUUCUCCUUCAAGAGCUCCGUCUCAGACCCAGCUUUGCCACCCCACCCGCCGUUUCAUCAUGAAAAGUGCGGCAUUUCAAUCAACGCGCAGACGCAACAAAUCGUCGGCGGCACACUCGCCCCGCCGGACGCCUGGCCGUGGGUUGUCUCUUUGGUCGGACACAACGGGUUCGUCUGUACGGGUACCAUCAUAGAACGUCAGUGGGUCAUGACAGCUGGACACUGCUACAUCGGGCAGAGGUUCGACGUGAUGUUUGGCAGCCAUCAUUUAAACACGGCUUCAUACGUCACCAGUGUGUUGGGCUUCACGCCCGACUCCACGGGGGAGAAAAUCGACAAGCUCAGGCUGUCCCUCCCGCUUGCGUUUAAACACCACGUCCUCGUGAAAUACCCAGACCACGAUAUCGCUCUCCUGAAACUCGGCACGUCGUUCAACUAUUCCCAGUCAGUACAGCCGGUAUGUGUGGCGGAGAGUAACGAUUGGGACAACAACUCUGUUUGUUAUUUAACCGGCUGGGGGGAUGGGGAUACCGAAGAGGGCACCGAAGCUCUGCAGCAGCUCCGAGUACAGCUCAUGAACCAGACUCUAUGCCGGGGGAUCCACGCGAGUUUUGGGGUCAGAAACACGGGCGGUUCCCUCUGCGCGAUCGUCCCCGACUCGACGCAGACCACCCCAGCGGAUUCUGGGGCAACGCUGGUGUGUCUGAAGAACGGGCGCUACUACGCCGUGGGCGUGGUUAGCCACAGCAUACAGAUAUUCCAGGACAGCUAUGUGAACUUUUUUACUCGGGUCGCCAAGCAUGCGCACUGGAUCUACUACAUCGUUAAAAAUAACUGA
Molecule: messenger RNA, 849 nt
Organism: Physella acuta
Lineage: Eukaryota; Metazoa; Mollusca; Gastropoda; Physidae
Product: chymotrypsinogen 2-like
Biological process (GO): proteolysis
Molecular function (GO): serine-type endopeptidase activity
Source: RefSeq, a predicted model, not a curated record